UUGAUUUCUUAUUGCAUCAUUUUAUUUGAUCUAAUCUAUGACAAAUUUUCCUUCUCGCUUGUUCUCAAUCAACAAAGAUGAGUCGUUCGUAGCUCCUCUUAUUGCUUCUACUCAAAUUAGCGCAACUGUCAAUAGGAUGACGUACGCGGAGCGUCUUGUUAGUGAACUCCACAAGCCUGAUCUCCAAGAAAACGCUCUUCAUUUGCUCUCUAAGAGAACUGAGUUAUUCAAAGAUCUCGCACCUUUAUUAUGGAAUUCUUUUGGCACUAUUGUGUUACUUUUAGAGGAAAUACUUUCAAUAUAUCCUAAUAUUUCAUUGCAAAAUCUUACCUCUGCACAAUCAACUCGAGUGUGCAAUGUUCUUGCACUACUUCAGUGUGUGGCAUCUCACUCUGAUACAAAGGUGUUAUUUCUCAAUGCUAACAUACUUUCGUAUUUGUAUCCAUUUCUUCAAACAACAAACAAGUUGCCACAAUUUGAACAUUUGAGGCUUUCUAGUCUUGGAGUCAUUGGUGCACUGGUAAAGGUUAGCAACAAAGAAGUGAUCAGUUUCCUUCUUUCAAGCGAGAUAAUUCCCUUGUGUUUGUGCAAUAUGGAAAUUGGAAAAGAAAUAUCAAAAAUGGUACCAACAUUCAUAAUUCAAAAAGUUCUUGCUGAUGAUGAUGGUUUGGCUUAUAUUUGUGAUACAGCAAAACGAUUUUUUGCUGUUGCACGAGUUUUGGAGAUGGUUCAGAUUGUUGUGAAACAACACUCACCUCGGCUUUUGAAGCUCAUAAUCUCGUGUUAUUCUCGUUUAUCAGAUAAUCACAGAGCUGGAAUUGCAGUAACAAGUUGUCUUCCAAUUAUGCUCACAAAUCGCACCUUCAAUAAUUACCUUCGUGAAGAUCCAACAACUUGGAGGUUGGUUGAGCAUUUGUUUGAAAAUGUAGGGCUAAAUCAAGUUACAUUAGUAUAA
Lathyrus oleraceus (garden pea) is the source of this 955-nucleotide messenger RNA. RefSeq lists its product as uncharacterized. The coding region runs from base 38 to 955 and encodes 305 amino acids. The transcript has 11 exons. Gene Ontology annotation, biological process: mRNA catabolic process. The record is from RefSeq and is a predicted model, not a curated record. Gene Ontology annotation, cellular component: CCR4-NOT complex. Lineage: Eukaryota; Viridiplantae; Streptophyta; Magnoliopsida; Fabales; Fabaceae.